AAGCGUUUCGUGACGUAAGCACGACUCUUACGUCGGACGUAACACAUUCGAGUCCAGGAGCGCUGUUUUAACUUCACUUAAAGUUGGGGAUAUUCUUCAAGUUUUAAUUGUAAGAAGAACUUUUAGACAUACUUUAAGUUUCUUACGCCGGUUGUUACAUUGUGGUUCUAGUAAAGCCGGACGCUUAGUCAGACUGAAGCCUAAUUUCAGUUAGCCGACGGUUGUUUUCCUCGGUGUUAGCAGUAGCAUCCAGGCUAACGUUAGCUGCAGAGAUAUAGAGGAGCAUCAUUGACUCGGUCUCAUACAGCCUAUAUUACAGCCAAUACUAAAGCAGAUAUAGUUACUGACUUUCUCUGUUUGGUGUCAGCCAUCUACGUAGCAGCAGUGAGCCAAAAUGUAUCGUCCUAAGCCGACUCUGAAGGACCGACAGCAUCUUUACAGGCUCAUCAUCAGCCAAUUGCUCCACGACGGCUACACCAACAUCGCCAACAAUCUUAUCAAUGAGGUGAAGCCGCAGAGCGUCGUGUCGCCUUCCGAGCAGCUGAUGCAGCUGGCAAAGAUAGGGAUGGAGAACGACGACAGUGCCGUCCAGUAUGCCAUCGGCCGCUCGGACACAGUAGCGCCUGGUGUUGGCAUUGACCUGGAGUUUGACGCAGAUGUCCAGACCAUGUCCCCGGAGGCGUCAGAGUACGAGACCUGCUAUGUCACGUCCCACAAAGGUCCUUGUCGCGUGGCCACGUACAGCCGGGACGGCCAGCUGAUCGCCACAGGCUCGGCUGACGCCUCCAUCAAGAUUCUGGACACAGAGCGCAUGCUGGCUAAGAGUGCCAUGCCCAUCGAGGUGAUGAUGAAUGAGACGGCACAGCAGAACAUGGAGAACCAUCCCGUCAUCCGUACGCUUUAUGACCAUGUGGAUGAAGUCACCUGCCUGGCCUUCCAUCCGAGUGAACAGAUUCUAGCUUCUGGCUCCAGAGACUACACCCUGAAACUGUUUGACUACUCCAAGCCCUCCGCUAAAAGAGCUUUUAAAUAUAUACAGGAAGCGGAAAUGCUGCGUUCGAUCUCCUUCCACCCCUCCGGGGACUUCCUGCUGGUGGGAACGCAGCACCCAACGCUGCGCCUCUACGAUGUCAACACUUUCCAGUGCUUUGUCUCCUGCAACCCGCUGGACCAGCACACCGACACAAUCAGCGGCGUCAGCUACAACCCCACCGCCAACAGCUACGUCACCUGCAGCAAGGACGGCAGCAUCAAGCUGUGGGACGGCGUCUCCAACCGCUGCGUCGCCACCUUUGACAAGGCACACGAUGGAGCAGAGGUGUGCUCCGCCAUCUUCUCCAAGAACUCCAAGUACAUCCUGUCCAGUGGGAAAGACUCCGUGGCCAAACUUUGGGAGAUCUCCACCGGUCGGACCCUGGUCAAGUACACGGGGGCGGGGCUCAGCGGUCGUCAGAUGCACCGCACGCAAGGCGUGUUCAACCACACGGAGGACUACGUGCUGCUGCCCGACGAGCGAACCAUCAGCCUCUGCUGCUGGGACUCCAGAACAGCAGAGAGGAAGAACCUGCUCUCCCUGGGCCACAACAACAUCGUCCGCUGCAUCGUCCAUUCGCCCACCAACCCGGGCUUCAUGACCUGCAGUGACGACUUCAGGGCCCGCUUCUGGUACCGCCGCGCCACCACAGACUGAGCCUCGCCGGGGCCCUGAGCGGCCGUCUGUUUCACUCCGAGUUCAUUUGAAAAACGGGGCGUGGCCUUUGUUGGAACAUUUCUAGAGAAACGCGGCAGCAUUCGUAAUCGUUAAACCUCAAGAGUAAAACGUCUGGCCACCGCUUCCCUACAGAGCGAUCCGCUGAGCGUCAUCCUUUACACUGAAAGUAGGAAGCAGGAAACGUCAGCUGUGAAUGUUUUUGUUCUCCUGAUGAUCUGUACAUUUGCUUCACUUUCUUUUCUUUUUUAAAAAAUGUGUUUUGCUUAAUUUUGUGUCUGUAAUUUAGAUUUUUU
Gambusia affinis (western mosquitofish) is the source of this 2004-nucleotide messenger RNA. RefSeq names its product cleavage stimulation factor, 3' pre-RNA, subunit 1 (gene cstf1). NCBI's taxonomy places the organism in Eukaryota, Metazoa, Chordata, Actinopteri, Cyprinodontiformes, Poeciliidae. The transcript has 5 exons. The record is from RefSeq and is a predicted model, not a curated record. Gene Ontology annotation, molecular function: protein binding; RNA binding. Gene Ontology annotation, biological process: mRNA 3'-end processing. Gene Ontology annotation, cellular component: mRNA cleavage stimulating factor complex. The coding region runs from base 395 to 1690 and encodes 431 amino acids.